Molecule: messenger RNA, 216 nt
Organism: Clunio marinus
Lineage: Eukaryota; Metazoa; Arthropoda; Insecta; Diptera; Chironomidae
Source: the annotation of a GenBank genome assembly
AUGGCGAAUAGGAGCAUAAAAAUAUUUUGGCAUAGCCAAAUGAUUUUCCUUUUCCUCUACAUAAAUAUUGAGGGUCUUGUCAUAAUUUACGUGAUGUACACGCAGAUAUGUAAAUUGGGCAGUGCAUGUAGCUUUUCACCAGAUUUUAAAUCAUCAAAUUAUGUGCUACAAUGUGAGUGCGAAUGUGAAGGAAAAAGCAAGAAAGAAAAUGAAUAA